AUGACUACCUUGGAACAGACACCACUCCCUACAGGAAUGCCCUCCUACGGCACCAUCCCUACCUCCCCUUCUCAACAGCGCAUCGAUCUCUCUAAGCCAAGGUUCGACCAGUCGACAUACUUGGGUCGUGUUAGGCACUUUGUACAGGUCACCUCGCCUCUGAACCUGUUCGUCACCAGCAAGGGCCUUGAGGAUGCCAAGAGCUUGAUCAGCGACUACAACUCUGGAAAGAUCCCUGCCAAUACUGAUUCCACCCGCCUCUGGCGCGCCAAAGAAGUAUGCGACUCGACAUUGCAUCCAGAUACAGGAAACCCCAUCUUCUUGCCCUUCAGGAUGGCCUGCUUUGUGCCCACAAACUUGCUGGUUGCCGCAGGAAUGUUGAUGCCCAACCCUACCGUCAGGUCGAUUAUGUUCUGGCAGUGGGCCAACCAGUCCGUCAACGUCGCCUUCAAUUACGCCAACGCCAACAAAACUAUUGAGAUGGACAUGAAGGAGACUGCCGUGGCGUAUAUGUCGGCAGUGACGACAUCGUGCUUUUUGGCCGUGGGGUUGAACCAGAUGGUCCCCAGGAUGACAUCCAUCUCGCCAGGUCUGCGCACAAUCUUGGGCCGCCUGGUUCCAUUCACCGCCGUCGCAGCCGCAGGAACCGUCAACGUCUUCUUGAUGCGUGGCAAGGAGAUCAGCGAGGGCAUCGACGUCUACGACAGCGAAGGAAACUCGGUCGGCAAGUCCCAAAAGGCUGGACUCUCCGCCAUCACCCAGGUCGCCAUCUCGCGUAUCUUGACCAACUUCCCUGUACUGACCAUUCCUCCUUUGGUCUUGUCGCAAUGGGAACGGACGGCGUGGUCGCAGCAGUACCCUAAGGCAGUUAUUCCUAUCAACUUGGCGGUGAUUUCGUUGUGUCUGAUGACCGCGCUGCCUUUGGCUAUUGCGGCGUUCCCUCAGUAUGCGAAUGUCGAUGUCAAGACGCUCGAGGAGCGGUUCUGGAACUUGAAGGAUUCGAAGGGCGAGCCUAUCAAGUCUUUGACCUACAACAAGGGUCUCUAG
This is a messenger RNA of Linnemannia hyalina, 1047 nucleotides long. The record is from the annotation of a GenBank genome assembly. Lineage: Eukaryota; Fungi; Mortierellomycota; Mortierellomycetes; Mortierellales; Mortierellaceae.